Eremothecium gossypii ATCC 10895 is the source of this 1779-nucleotide messenger RNA. RefSeq names its product spermine transporter. Gene Ontology annotation, biological process: spermine transport; transmembrane transport. The coding region runs from base 1 to 1779 and encodes 592 amino acids. Gene Ontology annotation, cellular component: fungal-type vacuole membrane. The transcript has a single exon. The record is from RefSeq and is marked provisional. Gene Ontology annotation, molecular function: spermine transmembrane transporter activity. NCBI's taxonomy places the organism in Eukaryota, Fungi, Ascomycota, Saccharomycetes, Saccharomycetales, Saccharomycetaceae.
AUGGAGUCCGUGCACGAAUCAAUCAACUCGUAUGCUUCCGACGCCUCAAACGGGAAGUUUCUGCCGCAGUCGUACGUGCCGCAGGCGCAGCAACAAGAUGGGCGCGGCGGCGGGUCGCUGCGAUUGGUGCCAACUGAGACGGUGAAGUCACUACAAGAGAUGGGUCUGUCAUCAGAGAAACCAAUUCCGGAUGUGAACGCGCCCAGCACAUCGGCGGGCGUAAUUUUCCCAGAAGAGUACACACUGGAGACUCCCACAGGCCUGGUGAAGAUUGCGACGCUUGUUUCAUUGGGGAGAACGGGGUCUGCGGUACCGAGAGGGGGAAGUGGUACCGAGCCCGAGAAUGACAAGGGGGAAACCGGGGGGCAAGAACUGGAUGAGGAUAUCGAGCUAGUGACGUUUGUGAUCGGGGACCCAGAAAACCCACACAACUGGUCCUUGAGGCGGCGGUGGGCGUAUACGCUGCUACUGUCUCUUCUUGUCGUAGCUGUGGCCUACGGCUCUGCGUGCGUAACCGCUGGCAUGUGGCUCAUCACCAGAAAAUAUGAUGUCUCAACCGAAGUUGCAAUAUUGUCCUGUUCCCUGGUGGUUCUGGGCUACGGUGUUGGACAGCUGGUUUGGGCGCCUCUGUCAGACCUGUACGGCCGGCGGAUAACGUACUUCACAUCUCUAUUCCUUUACGUGGUAUUUAAUAUUCCAUGUGCGGUGGCUCCCAACAUCCAGACGCUUUUGGUUUGCAGGUUUAUUUGCGGCGUCCUGUCGUCGUCUGGACUAUGCCUAGUCGGCGGCUCUCUCGCCGAUAUGUUUCCAGCCGACCUGCGUGGGUUGACCAUCGCGUUCUUUGCAUUUGCACCAUAUGGAGGUCCGGUAUUUGCGCCACUUAUAAACGGAUUCAUCGCUGUCCGCACAGAGAGGCUUGACCUUAUCUUUUGGGUCAACAUGGCGUUAGCCGGAGCUGUUUGGCUGUUAGUCGCACUGGUGCCCGAAACAUAUGCGCCAAUUAUUUUGAAACGGCGCGCAGAGAAGCUGAGGAAACUAACAGGCAACCAGAAUAUAAUGACAGAACAGGAGGCACAGGGACUCUCCCUGUCGGCCAUGGUGCAGACUUGUCUACUGAGACCGCUGUAUUUCAUAUUCACAGAGCCCGUUCUUGACCUGAUGUGCUUUUAUGUGUGCUUGAUAUACUCGCUCCUGUACGCUUUCUUCUGUGCUUAUCCUGUCAUAUUCAGCGAGCUCUACGGCUACAAGGAUGAUAAGAUCGGGUUGAUGUUUCUUCCAAUUAUCAUAGGCGCGUCUCUUGCCUUGGCCACAACAUAUUGGUGCGAAAAGAAGUACAGAGAAUUGGCUGCUCGUCGUCCAUGUGUUCCAGAAGACCGCUUACUGGGUGCUAUGAUUGGUGCCCCAUUCUCGGCUAUUGCGUUGUGGAUUCUGGGCGCUACCUCCUAUAAACACAUUAUAUGGGUGGGCCCUGCUUCUUCCGGGCUGGCAUUUGGUUACGGAAUGGUUAUGGUUUACUAUUCCCUGAACAACUACAUUAUUGACACAUAUGCGCUCUAUGCAUCUAGUGCACUGGCUGCCAAGGUUUUCCUGCGCUCGGCAGGUGGUGCGGCAUUCCCGCUAUUCACACGUCAGAUGUACCACCGCCUGGGUUUGCAAUGGGCCUCGUGGCUUUUAGCAUUUGUGGCUACUGCAUUAAUUGCGCUACCGUUUGCGUUCGAUCGCUAUGGAGCCGCCUUACGCCGCAGAUUAAGCAAGCAUAAUUAUUCAGGUAUUGAAUAA